GCAGCACCCGUACUCUGCCCGUUCCCCCCGAGGUGUAACCAUCCAUUCCUCGGUGCCCCCCUCCCCAUCACUAUGUCCACGUCAAUAUGUCUCUUUCCUGUCAUCUGCGGGCCCAUCGCGUCACCCUUGGGGUCUUCACUACCUCCCCCCCUGACGUUACGCUGUCUCGACUGCUGUGCUUCGCGCAGAGAUGCGCAUCGGCAUACCAAGCCUUCUAUGCCUUCUCGAAGCACCACUUCGGCAACAUAUCGAGGCAGCAGCAGCGCGUUGGGAGGGUUUCUCACGCCAGCCACUCCCACUCCAUCGACGUGCACUUCCAGUGGAAUGGACGUUGUUGCGAAGCGCUUAGUGAGCCCAGCCUGGCUUGUGGCAGCGACACAAGACAGCGCCUGUACAGGCACCCCUUCCCCUCCACCGGUGCAAGCACGGGCUCUGUCACAGCAGCUCGGACUGUCUUUUGGCUCUGCGCCGCCACCACAACCGCAUCAAGGGGAAGUGUCGCCGCGUAGGUUGGCAUGGUGGGCCUUGUCUCUGCAUAUUCCGUCAUGCAUGCGAGGUCUGCCAGCGCAUCAAGUGGUGGCCCGAGACGCCAGGAGAGGAACAUGAACCCCACCCCAUCUUGCUUGUCUUUGUCGCAUCAUCCCGAGCUUUGGCUUAUAUACAGGAGAACUAACAUUUUUGGUUGGACAGAUCCAACGACGCGAAGUGGAAAAGGAUUCAACGGUCUCUAAUUUCUGGAGAACUCAAGGCACCGACCUGUUUCGUCCAAAAGAACAAGGACAAGCCAACUCUUGCCCUACCCGCUCUCCCGCUGUGCAGCCGGUAGACCAGCCCGGACCACGGAGCCCUCGAUCGGCUAGAAGCAACUGAACCCACGCCGCCUCGCCUCCGCCUUGUACGGUAGCAGCCUCGACAUACCUGGCCCGCCUCUUGUCGAACCCACACACUCUCGCCGCCCUCACGUGGCUGUCAUUCUGACCCCAGGCUCAGCCACCCACCUCGUCCGCCCCGCGACUACAU
Messenger RNA from Colletotrichum phormii, 1020 nucleotides. RefSeq lists its product as uncharacterized. Lineage: Eukaryota; Fungi; Ascomycota; Sordariomycetes; Glomerellales; Glomerellaceae. The transcript has a single exon. The record is from RefSeq and is a predicted model, not a curated record. Bases 73 to 606 code for a protein of 177 amino acids.